Castor canadensis (American beaver) is the source of this 549-nucleotide messenger RNA. It is a transcript of the gene Il38, whose product is annotated as interleukin 1 family member 10. NCBI's taxonomy places the organism in Eukaryota, Metazoa, Chordata, Mammalia, Rodentia, Castoridae. The record is from RefSeq and is a predicted model, not a curated record. Gene Ontology annotation, biological process: positive regulation of gene expression; inflammatory response to antigenic stimulus; cytokine-mediated signaling pathway. Gene Ontology annotation, molecular function: interleukin-1 receptor binding; cytokine activity.
UAUCAGAGUUCCAGGCACCCAGGAUUUGCAGUGAGGACCAGACAUCUGAUUGCAGGAAUGUGUUCCCUCCCCAUGGCAAGAUACUACAUAAUCAAAGAUGUGGAUCAGAAGGCUCUGUACAUAAGAGAUGGCCAGCUGCUGGUGGGAGAUCCUGAUACAGACAACUGUCGUGCAGAGAAGAUCUGCAUACUUCCUAACAGAGGUCUAGACCGCACCAAGGUCCCCAUCUUCCUGGGGAUCCAGGGAGGGAGUCGCUGUCUGGCAUGUGUGGAGACAGGAGAGGGGCCUUCUCUGCAACUGGAGGAUGUGAACAUCGAGGACCUGUAUAAGGGAGGUGAACAGGCCACACGCUUCACCUUCUUCCAGAGCAGCUUGGGCUCUGCCUUCAGGCUGGAGGCCGCUGCCUGCCCUGGCUGGUUCCUCUGUGUCCCGGCCGAGCCCCAACAGCCAAUACGGCUCACCAAAGAAAGUGAACCCUCAGCCCGUACGGAGUUCUACUUUGAACAGAGUCGGUAGGGAGGUAGGAGACUGAGUUCCAACCUGGUGUCC